Lates calcarifer (barramundi perch) is the source of this 1657-nucleotide messenger RNA. RefSeq names its product synaptotagmin XV (gene syt15). The record is from RefSeq and is a predicted model, not a curated record. NCBI's taxonomy places the organism in Eukaryota, Metazoa, Chordata, Actinopteri, Centropomidae. Gene Ontology annotation, biological process: regulation of dopamine secretion; calcium-ion regulated exocytosis; cellular response to calcium ion. Gene Ontology annotation, molecular function: calcium ion binding; phosphatidylserine binding; syntaxin binding.
GCAGAGACAGAAGGAGAAGCAGAGGAGGUCCCGGUACAGCCAUCGUCUUCCACAGAAUCACCGGCCGGCACACAUCCCACGUUAUUUAUACCAGGCAACAGUGGACACGCAGAUGUCCAUACACAGGGGCACAUGGUAGUGGUAGUAGACUCUACUGCCGAGCAGGUCCACUACCAGAGACUCUCAGUUUAAUGACUAAUGGUGAGAGGUAGCCUCAGCUUUGGACAGCCAGUCUGUCUGAGAGAAAGCUGACAAGAAGAAAAGACGAGAAGAGAUUUAUCCUCUGCUGGUGUUAGAGCUGAAAUCCUCCAUGGCAGACCAGGUGUUACUCUUGGUUGUUGGUCUGUGUGUGGGUCUCCUGUCACUGCUGCUGCUGGGUGUGGUGAUGUACUAUCUGUGGAGGAAGAAGAAAGGCCAGAGGCAGUACCAGGAGCUGCUCCCCACGGUGCCUUCAGUACCAGCAUGCUCUGCUCCGGUCAUUCUGGUCUCUCAGUGCCCCUGGGCCACGCCCAGUGAGAUCCCUUUCACCUUGCCUCCUCGCUUCGCAACACAAAAGCGCGGUGACCUGAAGACGGAGGAGACACAGGAGAUGGAGGAGAAAGAGGAGGUGGAGAUGAAGAUGGAGGCUCGGCGGGACAUACUAGCCCAUCGUGGGUCACUCUCAGUAAGGAGUUGGUACCCAGUGGGGACGGUGCUCGCCGGUCUCUACUCUGUUCCUCCCCUGAACGAGGUGGUGGCCCCUCCACCCGGCAUGGCCACCCGUCUCUGCUUCUCUGUGGAGUACCGACACAGCAGAGAGCAGCUCAUGGUCUCCUUGCUCCGUCUGGGCAACCUCCCUCCCCGUUUCCACAGUAAUGUCAUGCUGGUGGAGCUCCGGCUUCUCCCCAACGAGCGGCGGCCCCGCCAGGCCAAGGCCCGAGGCACAGGGCCUGACCCCGAGUUCAGCGACUGCUUCAUUUUCCAGGUGUCAAGAGUGUGUGUGCUUCAGAGCACCUUGAGUGUGUGUGUGCUGAGUGUGGAGCAAGAUGGCAAACGCCAUGCGGUGGGCAGGGUGCUGUUUCCUCUGGAGGGGGAGCUGGGUCAGGCCGGCAGGGUGCUCUGGAGAGACCUGGAGACUGAGGACGACACACAGUGUUCAGAGCUGGGCGAUGUGCAGAUUUCUCUCAGCUACAGUCCGACUCUGCAGCGCCUCUCUGUGGUGGUUUUGAAGGCUCGAGGUCUACAGCUGCUCACAGACACAGGUGUGUGUGUCCAGGUGAGCUUACAGAUACACACUCAGGUGGUGAAGAUCAAGCGCAGCUGUGUAGCAAAAGGUGAAACCAACCCACACUUCAACCACAGGGUGACCUUUAAACUCCGCUCGCAGCACUUGGACGAGGCCUGUCUGAGGUUUGAGGUGCAGCAGCCGAAUGACAUCCGCUCAGAGCCUCCGGCCCUGCUGGGAGUCCUGGUGUUAGGCCCCUUCAUGUACGCCAGAGGCCCACAGCUGCAGCACUGGAUGGACAUGGUCAACACACCACAGGAGCCGGUCAAACUGUGGCACAGACUGGCCCGAGCCACCUAACACCCACAUCACACACAUAUGAUGUAAUAAAUAAAGGAGGAUUUUACAACAGGAACAAAAAUUACAACCAUUCUCUCCCUCAACAAUUCUAAA